AGGUCACAUUGUAGUUGUCCAUUCAUGAGCGGUUCAACGUAAGUUUGCCAUGCUGAAGUUUGAUUCUCUCACGUACUUUGCCUGUUGCCCCAUUGCUUCUAGCAUGCGGACUGCAAUGCAAUGCAUUCACUCAAAGCAUUCGCCCAAUCAACUCUUGGGGAGCUAAAGGAUGCACUUGUGGAUGCAGUUGGGGAUGAUGACGAGGAGGAGGAGGAGCCGCAAGCGCCUGAGCUCAUGCCAGUUCCCCCACGAGAACCUCAGCUUGGGCCUCCACAGACAGAGACAUCCACCAAAGAUGAGUCUGCAAAGAUGGAGUUCCAGGCUGUCCAACAAAGCCCUUUGUUGGACAAGGUCUUGAGCAAACUAAACAUCAAUGCAGAGAAAAGUGAGAAAUGGCAGUCCCAGUUGUCUGUGCCAGACAUUGCAACCUUGUCAUGCUGGACGUUGAGACAGCUUUUGCCAUUGGUGACGGCACUAGACACGAAUGGCACACCGAGUGAGACUCAGCGGCUUUUGACAUCGUUCAGUGAUCGAUACGAGACGCUUUUGAGUGAACAUGCUGCUUUGCAGGGCAAAGCUCGUGAGUUAUCGGGUGCCAAUGCAGCAUUAGCACAGUCAGCUCAACAAGCUUCAUCUUGGAAAAGCGCUCAUGGAGCUGCAAUUGCACGCUUGGAGGAGCUGUCUUCGGAAAAUGCCGAAUUGAAAGAGAGGAUUAAGGCAUUGAGACACCAAGGCCUUGACUUGGAACAACACCAGGAGCUCUUGCAGAAGCUGGCGCAGAAGGACGCAGAGCUUCUUGCCUCAACGCAAGCCAUGGAGAGGCUUCAGGAAGUGGUAGAUGAUCAGAGCACAUUGAUGACCAAGUGUGUGCAGUUAGAACAUGACUUGGAAGCAGCCAAGGCGGCCAAGGUGCAAGCUGUGUCGCUGGAAGGUGCUUCACCUGCACAAGCACCAGGUGACAGAGAGAAGGAGGAGACCCAGCGCUAUGAGCAUUUGCUUGUCAGAUGCCAGAAUGCAGAAAGGGAGCUGAGUGAAACAAAUGCGGCCCUUGAAAUCCUGCUGGAAGAAAAGUCAAAGAGACUUGAAGACCAGGAGCAUUUGGUGGACCGGAGGCUUGUCACAUCCAUGCUGGCCCUUUAUCAUGAUCAUGUUUCUUCAGGACAGAGAGGUUUGGCUGACUUGGUAUUGACGCAAGUACUCCACAUUUUAGGUGGGGCCCCUGAAGAGACACAGAGAAGCCAGGUCAAGGCUGCAGCCGCCGCAGCUGAAGCACGUUUAGCCGAACCUUUGAGCAAUGCUUUCCUAGAUUUUCUGGAGAAAGAGACCAAGGAGUCACACAAGGAGGCAGUGCAUGCGGACGUGGCACAGCCCUCGCAGCUUCCACCAUCAGUGCCUCCUGGGGUGCCACUUCCACUACAAAAGUAGGCCCUAUCAAGAUCGUUUCAUUUCUUUGCGUCUCACGUGAAGGAGUGUGUGCAACUUCAGUGGCCCCCGCUCGCGAAGCAA
Durusdinium trenchii is the source of this 1506-nucleotide messenger RNA. NCBI's taxonomy places the organism in Eukaryota, Dinophyceae, Suessiales, Symbiodiniaceae. The record is from the annotation of a GenBank genome assembly.